Molecule: messenger RNA, 2812 nt
Organism: Drosophila montana
Lineage: Eukaryota; Metazoa; Arthropoda; Insecta; Diptera; Drosophilidae
Gene: Glt
Product: Glutactin
Exons: 2
Coding region: 39-2726 (895 amino acids)
Molecular function (GO): serine hydrolase activity
Source: RefSeq, a predicted model, not a curated record
AAAAUCAGUUUUGAUUUAGACACCAGGGAAUCCACAACAUGCAGCUGCCUACUGGGAAAAGCUGCCUCCUCUGGCAGCUGCUGCUGCUGCUAGUGCUGGGCGUGUGCCAUGCCCAGUUUGAUGAGGUGCAUGAGGAUAGCGAGAGGGCUGCUUGGCUGGCUGGCGUCUUUACGCCUCAGCCCUUAAAGGCCGCUCCAUGGCAGGCGCCUGCUGUUAACACGCCCCCGCCCCCGCCAUCGCCCAGCGGCGGUCUGCUUGUGCCAGGCGUUGGUGAGCUGUUCGGCCUGCGCGGCUACAAAGUGAUUAAGAACCGGCCCAUAGAUGCGUAUCUGGGCGUGCGUUACGCUCAAAUUAACGGUGGUCUGGGACGUUUCCAGCCGGCCAGAGCGGUGCCUUUCCAGGCGCGCAUCAAUGCAACCCAAUCAAGUGCCAAUUGUGCCCAGUUUCCGGAGGUGCAGCGCUUGCAGGUGGCGGAAGCGCGCGGCGAGAACGUCGACGAUUGCCUCACCCUGAACAUUUACGCGCCGGCCGGAGCUCGUAACCUGCCCGUCCUGGUCUUUGUACACGGCGAGAUGCUGUUCGACGGUGGCGCCGAGGAGGGACAGCCCGACUAUGUGCUGGAACACGAUGUGGUUCUUGUCUCCAUAAACUAUCGACUGGCGCCUUUCGGUUUUCUUAGUGCCCUCAGCGAUGAACUGCCCGGAAAUGUGGCCUUGUCGGACCUGCAGCAGGCACUCGAAUGGGUGCAACGCAACGUCCGAUAUUUUGGAGGUACCCCCAGCCAGGUUACGCUGGUCGGACAAGCAGGCGGCGCCACUCUGGCCCAUGCACUCAGCCUGAGCCCACAGGCGCAGCAUCUAUUCCAGCAGCUCAUCCUGCAGUCGGGCACAGCCUUGAAUCCCUACUUGAUCGAUGAAAGGCCCCUUGAGACCCUGGCCACCUUUGCCCAGCUGGCCCGCUGCCCCAGCGCCGGCCGCAAUCUAGGCCCGCUCUACGAAUGCCUCCGACGUUUGCGCACCUCCCAGCUGGUGAGUAUCUUCGAGCAGCUGCUCCAACAGAAUGAGCCGCGCGGUCUCAGCGCCCUGGGCGGCUUCAAGCUGGUGGUGGGCGAUCGCCUAGGCUAUCUGCCGGAUCAUCCGGCGGCUCUGAUCGCCAGCAACAGUGUCAACAAUCAGACAAAACCCUUAAUUGUUGGUGCCACCAAGGACGCAAGCGCCUUUAUUUUGUCACGAUUCUACGAUCAGAUACAAGGCUUGCAGUCGCAUAACAUCAGCGAUUACAUCAAUGUAGUGCUGCGGCAUACAGCACAUCCCCAGGACCAUAAAAUAUGGCAUGAUUGGGCACUCCGGGAGAUUUUUACGCCGGAACAGGUGCGCUUUGUCAAUGCUCGCAGCGUCACCCAGGGAUUGCUAGAACUAAGCAAUCUCAUAUUGUAUCGAGCGCCAGUUAUUUAUUCGAUUCGCUUGUCACACAAGAAAAGCCCUGCAUAUUUGUACACCUUUGACUAUCGCGGUGAGCAUCAUCGCUUUGGGCACCUGAACAGUCCCCUGCCCUUCGGAGUGGACGCCUCGCUCAGUGAUGACAGUGUCUAUCUGUUCCCCUAUCCGGAAGAGGCUAGAAAUUUGAACCCCGAGGAUAAGUCUCUAGCCCGUGCCCUGGUUGCAAUGUGGGUUAACUUUGCACACAGUGGCAUACCAAAUCAAAAUUCAAAUGUGUGGCCAAAGGCAACUUCGGAGUAUGGUCCUUUUCUACGUUUUACCAAUUCAAGACAAAGCAUUUUGGAGCUGGACCAGCACUUUGGCGAGGGAAUUAACGUGCCAAAUUUGUAUGCCCAAUAUUUUAAUACCACCAACAUUACUUCAGGUGCCUCCGCAACGACUACGACUACGACAACGACUACAACAAGGCGGCCGUAUUUGAACUUCCCAGGGCAAGGUUAUAGACAACCACAGCAGCCAGAGUACAGGCGGCCACCAGUUUAUAAUGAUUAUUAUGCAAGGGAUCAGGAACUGCGCAGGCAACGACUAUUGCAAGAACAGCAAGAACGAGACCUAAAGCUUCGUGAGCAACAGGAACAAGAACAACAACAGCAUGACGAACUGAUGCGUGAGGAAGAGGAACGUAAACGUGAACAACAACAACGAGAUGCAGAAUUUCAACGAGAGAAACAGCAACGAGAACAGUCUGAGCGCGAGCAACGGCAACGAGCGCAGCAACAGAGCGAGGAUGAAGCAAGACAGCUGUUGGAGCAGCGCGAACAGGAAGAACGAGAUCAGCUGGUGCGUGAGCAAGAAAAGAGGCAACUGCAAGAACGAGAGCAGCAGCAACGCGAGCAACAAGAGCGAGAGCAACAAGAGCGAGACCAACGAUUACAUGAAAUGCCAGAGCAAACAGAACAGCAACGUCAGCAGCAAGAGCGAGAGCAAGAGCAGCGAUCACAGGAGGAGCUGGAGCAAGAGUCAAGAGAGCAGCGAGAACGAGAACAGCAGCAACGAGAACAGCUAGAACGAGAACACCUAGACCAAGGAGAGCCAGAUCUAAACGACUAUCCCACCUACAAUGAUUAUGUGAAAGCUUACACGCAAUGGGCACAAGGUCAGACUUUUCCAAGUGCCGAGCAGGACGCGUCGGCUGAAAAUCCACUCGCAAAUGAUCCCUAUGCACAGCCAGACGAAAAUCCACAACGACUUAAGCUUAUGCGCAGACAUCAACGUCUAAGGUUUUAGAAAUUGCCACUAAUGCUUUAUAAUCUAUCGCAAUAUUGUACCUAGUGUAAUUUCUUUAAUAAAUAUUUUUCUCUUUUUCAAAUUUA